Messenger RNA from Ctenocephalides felis (cat flea), 1818 nucleotides. RefSeq names its product cytochrome P450 4g15-like. Bases 123 to 1805 code for a protein of 560 amino acids. NCBI's taxonomy places the organism in Eukaryota, Metazoa, Arthropoda, Insecta, Siphonaptera, Pulicidae. The record is from RefSeq and is a predicted model, not a curated record. The transcript has 10 exons. Gene Ontology annotation, molecular function: monooxygenase activity; heme binding; iron ion binding.
UCAAUGACGAUCAGUAUUGUAAACAAAAAAAAAUCAAACGUGAUCAUUAAACAAUAUUAAGUACAUCAGUAUCCGCAAUUUGUGCGGAGGAUUUGUUUCAAGUGUAAAAAUAAUAGUUCAAAAUGUCUAUGAUAAUUGAAAGUACGACUUGGGGAUGGGGUAUGGGUUUGAGUUCAACGCCAAUUUUGGCAGCACUAUUAGUGGUUUCGGCAGUUUUAUACGCUAUCCAUUACUACCAAAUGCAAAGUAGACUGCGCAAGCUAGGAGAUAAAAUUCCUGGACCACCAACUGUACCAUUCUUAGGAAAUGCCUUAAUGGCUUUGGGAAAAUCUCCUCAUGAAGUGUUGCAGACUGCCCUCAAAAUGUCUAUGGAUAUAAAAGACUCUGUUGGCAGAGCAUGGUUUGGCAAUAAAUUGAUUGUUUUCUUGUGGCAUCCUGAUGAUGUUGAAAUUGUCUUAGGUAGUCAUGUUCAUAUUGAUAAAUCAGAUGAAUACAGAUUCUUCAAACCUUGGCUUGGAAACGGUCUACUCAUCAGCACAGGAGAAAAGUGGAGAGCCCACAGAAAACUGAUUGCCCCUGCCUUCCAUCAAAAUGUAUUGAAGAGUUUCAUUCGAGUAUUCAAUAAUAACAGUCGGGCUGUUGUUCAAAGAUUGCAGAAAGAAGUUGGCAAAGAAUUCGAUGUUCAUGAUCAUUUAAGUCAGACCACAGUCGAUAUUUUAUUGGAAACUGCUAUGGGAAUCAGCAGAAAAACACAUGACCAAUCUGGCUUUGACUAUGCUAUGGCUGUCAUGAAGAUGUGUGAAAUUUUGCACUUGAGACAUUACAAAUUAUGGUUACGAUUUGAUACAAUUUUCAACUGGACUAACUUCGCAAAGAAACAAGAACAACUACUAGGCAUUAUUCACGGUUUAACUUCAAAAGUAUUAAAAUUGAAAAAAGAAGAAUUCAUUCAAAACAGCAUUGAUGGAAAAUAUUCUCCAGACUAUUUCAAAAAGAUCACUGCAGAAACUGAAAGAGAAAAUGCAAAAGAACUUAACACAAACCAACCAAAAACUGGAUUACGUGACGAUUUGGAUGACAUUGACGAAAACGAUGUUGGUGAAAAACGUCGUUUGGCUUUCUUGGACCUUAUGAUUGAAUCUGCUCAAAACGGCGCUCCCAUUACUGACAAGGAAAUCAAAGAACAAGUUGAUACUAUUAUGUUUGAGGGCCACGAUACCACUGCCGCCGGAUCAAGUUUCGUCAUGUGCUUGUUAGGAAUCCAUAAAGACAUCCAAGACAAAGUAUACCAAGAAAUCUAUGAUAUAUUUGGAGACUCCGAUAGAGAUUGCACUUUUGCUGACACCUUGCAAUUGAAAUAUUUGGAAAGGGUUAUUUUUGAAUCUUUAAGGAUGUACCCACCAGUACCAAUCAUUGCCAGGACACUUAAACAAGAUGUUCCACUUAAAUCUAAGAAUCUAGUUGUACCAGCAAAUUGCACUGUAGUUAUUCCCACACUCAAGAUGCACCGUAACCCCGAUAUAUUCCCAAAUCCUGAUGUAUUCAAUCCUGACAAUUUCUUACCCGAAAACAGUUCAUCCAGACAUUACUACAGUUAUAUUCCAUUCAGUGCUGGACCAAGAAGUUGUGUUGGUCGUAAAUACGCAAUGUUGAAAUUGAAGGUUUUGAUCUCCACAAUUUUGCGUAAUUACCGCAUUAAGUCAAAUCUGACAGAAAAAGAUUUCGUAUUGCAAGGUGAUAUUAUUCUAAAGAGGACUGAUGGAUUUAGGAUUGAAAUUGAACCAAGAACCACAAAAGUUUGUUGAAUGUUGACUGACU